CUUCUACUCCGUUCAAGUGUCAAAGGGAUUUCGUGUCAUCUCACUCAACACCAACCUUUGCUACGUUUAUAACUGGUGGCUCCUGUACAAUUCAACUGACCCCAACGGCCAGCUGCAGUGGUUAGCCACAGAGCUCCAUCGGGCCGAAGCAUCCGAAGAAAAGGUCUACAUCAUAGGUCACGUGGCUCCUGUGAAGAUUGAGUGCAUUCCAGUCUGGGCGGACAACUUCCGACGCAUUGUGAACCGGUACGAGUCGACUAUCGUGGCUCAGUUCUACGGUCAUACACACGUAGACCAGUUCUACUUGUUCUACAGCGACAGAUACGCCGAAGGAAAGAUGCGACCAACAAAUGUCGCCUAUCUGGCGCCAAGUGUAACAACGUUCGUCUUCAGCAACCCUGCAUAUCGAAUCUAUACCGUGGAUGGUGGACGACACCGCAGCAAUGCGCCUUGGACAAUUGAAGACCAUGAAACUUUUGUUAUGGACCUGGAGGAGUCAAACAAAAAGGACAUGCCCAGAUGGCAACUCGAAUACAGCGCGAAGCAUCACUAUGGACUUCAGUCGUUGUCGCCACAGCAAUGGCACAGUCUGGCGGAGAAGUUCCGAACGAACGAAACAUUAUUUCGAGAAUAUCACCGGUUCAUGCACAAGAUGAUUGAGCCUCACCGAUGUGACAAGGAGUGCAAGGCCAGAGAGAUAUGCUACAUAGAAGCUGCCACGACAACUGGCAUUAGACAAUGCAUGAUAGGCCUAGGAUAUCAUCCCGCUUAAGGCAUCUGUGACAUAUACGUUGGUGUAUAUUUGUUAUGCUAAGAGCGGUGGUACGAUCCCAAGCGGCUAAUUGGCAAACCUACCACACAAAGUCUAUUAUAGCAUUCUGAAUAUCACAUGACGUAUGUGUAUCACAUUGGCUUACGUUAACACACAUUUCCUAUUUUUUGUUUGCAAACAUCAGCGAGCAGAAUACAAAGCAAUAACGCGCAGGUACGCUUAGAUAGGCGUAGUCUACCUUGUUUCUCUAGUUGUCCCAGAAAGCCGGAAGAAAGGAGAUAUGCGGUUAAACACAUGAGGAAUGUGCAAUAAAAUUACAGAGCUUGUAAUACAAUAAAAACACAAACCGAGCCAAAUCCUACAUAAUAACGAGCAUUGUAAUUUCCAAGUUAGGAAAAUGCAUCAAAUGGUGGAUAUGAACACGUCAUAUCUCACUAGGUGCAAGUCUGCAAAAUUCCGGCGGUGCUUUGUUACUCAGGUCUACUCACGUCUUACAAGUGAAUAUCAGCAGUGCAUUUUAGGCAAAUAUCCUGCAAUUAAGAGCGCACCAAAAUCAUUUGAAUGUUCGAAACCUGGUUAACAAAUAACGGAGUAACACCACGAAAAUUUUGUUUCCCACCAAAGUGUUGCACACAUAUUUUAUGAAUGUAAGUCUCAUGUCUUUGUUUGCUUCAGGUAUUGCUUGACGAAAUUUGUUCUCCAUUACAUUUUCAACAUGAUACUUGUAUCAAUUUUUUAUCGCAGUUAAUAGUAAAAAAACUAUCAAAUAACAAUGUGCGCUGGUGCAGAACACAAGCCAAAUUCUACUAGAUUUAUGCCUAGGCUUAGAUAUAAUAAAAGAGAAGAAAUUAUCGAAAUUUAGGGGCCCCUACUUUAUCAGGAAAACGGGGACAAGCGAAAUACCAAAGCUGAUGAGGGCUAGUUGAUUCAUAUUUAGAGCAAAUGAUGUUAGCAGCGCGAUUAGGACAAAAAAAUAAAGGAACGAAGAGCACGGGACAAGUGCUGUCUGCCAACUGAGUGUUUAUUACAAAAAACAGCCUUGUAUGCAGUCUCAGAAGUAUAUCAUGCGCACAUCAAACACGCGCUGAACAUGUACAUUCACAAUCUUUCGUUCAAACAUUUUGUUUCUCUCUUCGAUAGCAAAAGAGAGGGUGAACGGACACAACUGCCACGUUCCUUACGGAUCCAAAAGGCCUCUGAAAUGUCUCUUUCGUUAGCUUUUCCCUUUCUAAUAAACUUCGUUCUUUCUAACA
Rhipicephalus sanguineus (brown dog tick) is the source of this 2025-nucleotide messenger RNA. Its product is annotated as sphingomyelin phosphodiesterase 2-like. Gene Ontology annotation, molecular function: acid sphingomyelin phosphodiesterase activity. The transcript is spliced from 5 exons. The coding region runs from base 338 to 772 and encodes 144 amino acids. Gene Ontology annotation, cellular component: lysosome. The record is from RefSeq and is a predicted model, not a curated record. Gene Ontology annotation, biological process: ceramide biosynthetic process; sphingomyelin catabolic process. NCBI's taxonomy places the organism in Eukaryota, Metazoa, Arthropoda, Arachnida, Ixodida, Ixodidae.